AGAGCAGUGAUGUCUGCAACCAACCCAGCAACAGCACGGCAACAAACACAGCUUCAAGAGCCCUGAAGUGUCAUCCUGAGGCUGCACUGCCUUUUUCUGGGUCAGCGUUGGUUCAGUGCCUGUAGGAAACAUCUCAAAUGGAGUGUGGGAAACGAUCUGGUCUGCUGGGAGAUGUCUGCUGGCUCGGGCUGGGCUCUCUGGCACUUGAAGCAACCUUGACUUCACCUCACCGUGGGUUGCAGAUCUGUGGUGACUGCAGGGAUUUCCCAAUCCCUGCAGCAGCUGCUUUCCCCUUUGCCUGACGACACGGAGCCGGUAACCCUGGAUACUUGAGAGCCUGCCUAGAUCCUCACCCUGGGGAGAGGAAAGCCAUGGGGAGUGGAAUGAGCAAGGUGGUCGCAGGGCUCUACCUGGGGAACAUCCGUGACUCAGAGGACAGGGACAGCCUGCGGAGGCACGGCGUGACGCACAUCCUUUCCGUGCACAACAGGGCCAAACCGGUGCUGGAGGACAUGACUUAUCUCUGUAUCUCGGCCUCGGAUUCCUCCAGUCAAAACCUGAUACAGCACUUUAAGGAGAGCAUCAAGUUCAUCCACGAGUGCCGGCUCCGUGGGGGAGGCUGCCUUGUCCAUUGUACCGAGCCUGGAUCCGUCAUGAUUACGGCAGGAACCCCUUCCAGGACCAGGAGGAGCUGCAACGCUUGUUGGCCCAGCAGGAGCAAGGUGGGAGCAGGGGGAACUCCUGCACCGCUCCCACAGCACCCACCCACGCACUGCCCAGUAGCAGGAGCCAAUGGAUGGACAGAUAAGCAGCAGCUGCUCCCAGAGAGACAUUGUCCUUGUGCCUUGCAAAACGUGACAGCCACGUUGCCCAGCACCUGUGGGGUGCAGCUGCAGUGGGGCAAAGGUUGGGGUAGGACCACACAGCUGAGGUCAUGCAGGGGCUGCUCUGCUGCUGCCUCUCAUCCACCGGCUCCGCUGUAUGGGAAAAAUCAAUUGUUACUGAGAAUCAGAGGGGCAGAGCCACACUGUACAUUAAAACCUUUCUCAGGGUCACCACGAGAGGAUGCAAUCCUUUACUCGAGUAUUUCUAAGAAUUCCCUUAGUGGAAAUUUCUGGGUAUUGGAGCCUGCGAGUGGGACAAAGCCGGUGCUGAGCUGCCAAGGAAUGGGGGGGGGGUUGAUCAAAACCACGGGGAUGGCUGCAGGGAUAGAGGGAUGGGCUGUGUUAUUCUAUACAGCAGUGCUGCAGUACCUGGAAAAGCACCCCGGGCAAUUAGUGGGGAAAAGGCCAAUAAAUGCUGUUGAUCAAGGGAGCUGGAGGGAAGUUGAGCAAACCUUGUAGAUAUUGCAUCGAAUGCCUCGGUUAUCGUUUUAGGAAGCAGAGAAAUGGAACUCGUGCACAGGAAAAAGAGAAGAAAGUGGGUUUCUGGUGUCAAUAGGAAGUCAUCGCAGAUCUGUGAUAAGCAGAGAUUAGAUGUGCAGUAGGUGUGAUAACCUCAUGCUGCCACUUCAGCACCCAUCCCACGGCCUGCCCUGCCUUGUGGGCAUCCCGGGACUGCAGUGUUUCCCCUAACUCAUCACGGCUUGUGGGAACCACAGGGGAUGCCCCAAGCGAUUACGGCAUCACAGCAGCAUCUGCUGCCCAAAGAGCACCUCCUACACCCACAUAGGUGCCACGCAGCUGUAUUCCCACAUGACUGUACUUUCUGUCCUUGGUGGAAAGCAGCGCAGCCCCUCCAGCCCUGCUCCUGGUUUUGGCAACUGCCUCAUCACCGAUGUGGGGGGGUCAGCAGUGCAAUCCCCCCCCCCUUCUUUGCUUGUUUCCUGCUAGAAGCGACCCUCCUCAUCACAUCACAUGGCAAAGGAUGUGUUUGGCUCUCCCCACAUCUCACGCAGGCUCGCACAGCAGCUAUUUGUUACGCAUCAGAGCGAAGGCUUUGCACCUCGGAUCCUUAUUCUUAUUACGCCAUCCGCACAGCCCCACGCAUUCCCCACUUCUCAGCAUCACCCACAUGGGAACACUUAGGCAUUACUUCCAAGAAACGGGCAUGUAAGGGGAU
Messenger RNA from Gallus gallus (chicken), 2061 nucleotides. RefSeq names its product dual specificity protein phosphatase 22-A-like (gene DUSP22AL). Gene Ontology annotation, cellular component: cytosol. The transcript is spliced from 8 exons. Bases 372 to 1343 code for a protein of 323 amino acids. Lineage: Eukaryota; Metazoa; Chordata; Aves; Galliformes; Phasianidae. The record is from RefSeq and is a predicted model, not a curated record. Gene Ontology annotation, molecular function: protein tyrosine/serine/threonine phosphatase activity. Gene Ontology annotation, biological process: positive regulation of JNK cascade; regulation of cell population proliferation; transforming growth factor beta receptor signaling pathway.